Didymodactylos carnosus is the source of this 846-nucleotide messenger RNA. The record is from the annotation of a GenBank genome assembly. Lineage: Eukaryota; Metazoa; Rotifera; Eurotatoria; Philodinida; Philodinidae.
AUGAAUAUUAAUCACGCGUUUCCGGAUAAAGAGGAAUCCGUACCUAAAUUAGAAGAAAUAGUUUCAUCAAGCAAUGAUUUAGAAAACUUACGCUCAUUUGAUAUACAGAAGUUUCAAAAAUUACUGGCAGAGCAACAACUUCAGUUAGUGAAUUUCUUUAAAGAAAUAAAAAAUAACAUUUUACAUCCAGAGGAUGUUUGGCCAAAAAUAAGACAUGGACAAAUGACAGACGAUUUUGAAACUUGGCAAAAAAUUACAUGCAUGGAUUUACAUGUUCCAAAAGAGGGAAAGAUUGAAGCAUCAUUUACUACUACAAAAGAGAGUAUAAACACUAUUAGUAUGUUCUUAGUUGGUGGCGGAGGUGGAAGUGGAUUUACCAUAAAUGCCACUAUUAGGGAUUUAUUUCCUCAGCGAACAACAUCUCUUCGGCUAUUUACAAUGGUAAAAGUAAGAAAUCUAGUUUAUGAAGAUGGAUAUGUUCGAACAACGAUUUUAGAAGUUGGAAGAAUCGGACAAGAAGAUUUGGGAACUACAUGCAAGACUAAUGAGGAAGCACAAUCAUCUUCUGCAAAAGCUCAGUUGGAUCAAGUUAUUGAUUUAUUUGAUGAUCUGAGUGGUAGGAUUAUUUCUGAGGAAGUUAUUAACACCAAGCAGCUGUCAAUUCAAGCAAAAACCAAAGCCCCAAAACUAAAUACUGAUGUUGGUUUCUCGUUAGCAGGAAAGAUAACAACAAGCACAACUGUCAAAACCACUUUUUCAGGUGGAUAUCGUCACAUACCCUAUUGUUUAGAAGACGGUUCAAAACUCCCUCAUUUCUGGGCAUAUGAAAAAAAUCCAAAAUACUAA